ACUUCCUGUCCAGCCCCUCAACCCUGAAGCGGUUCCCUGGGCCAUUCCUACCGCUGUGUAGCUGGUUCUUGGGUUCAGUUCCCGGUUCCUUCGCGGCUCAGGUCAUCUGGUGCAUGGACCGCAUGUGUGAGGAGAGGCCCGCGGAGGAUGGGAGCGACGAGGAGGAUCCCGACUCCACAGAAGCCCCAGCCCGGAUCCGGGACACUCCGGAAGAUAUCGUCCUAGAGGCUCCGGCUAGUGGGCUGGCGUUCCAUCCGGCCCGCGACCUCUUGGCAGCGGGGGACGUGGACGGGGACGUGUUCGUCUUUUCCUACUCCUGCCAAGAGGGAGAAACCAAGGAGCUGUGGUCCUCAGGUCACCACCUCAAGUCCUGCCGAGCUGUUGUCUUCUCUGAAGAUGGGCAGAAACUUGUUACUGUCUCCAAGGACAAAGCCAUCCAUUUUCUAGAUGUGGAGCUGGGCCGACUGGAAAGACGCAUUUCCAAGGCUCACGGUGCCCCCAUCAACAGUCUUCUGCUGGUGGACGAGAAUGUUCUGGCCACUGGGGAUGAUACAGGUGGCAUCCGCCUCUGGGACCAAAGGAAGGAGGGCCCCUUAAUGGAUAUGCGGCAGCAUGAGGAAUACAUUGCUGACAUGGCUCUGGAUCCCGCCAAGAAGCUGCUGCUGACAGCCAGUGGAGAUGGCUGCCUCGGUGUCUUCAACAUCAAGCGACGCCGGUUUGAGUUGCUCUCUGAGGCCCAAUCUGGAGACCUGACCUCUGUCACACUUAUGAAAUAUGGGAAGAAGGUGGUGUGUGGCUCCAGUGAAGGUACCAUCUACCUUUUCAACUGGGAUGGCUUUGGGGCCACAAGUGACCGCUUUGCCUUGAGAGCUGAGUCCAUCGACUGCAUGGUUCCAGUGACAGAGAGUCUGCUGUGUACUGGCUCUACUGAUGGAGUCAUCAGGGCUGUCAACAUCCUGCCGAACCGAGUGGUGGGCAGUGUGGGCCAGCAUGCUGAGGAGCCUAUAGAGAAGCUAGCUCUCUCCCACUGUGGCCGUUUCCUGGCCAGCAGUGGCCAUGACCAGCGACUCAAGUUUUGGGACAUGGCCCAGCUGCGGGCUGUGGUGGUGGAUGACUACCGCCGACGCAAGAAAAAGGGAGGACCACUGCAGGCACUGAGCAGCAAGGCCUGGAGCACUGAUGACUUCUUUGCAGGACUGAGGGAAGAGGGAGAAGAUGCCACAACUCUGGAGGAGGAGGAGAGUGAGGAUGACAGUGACUGAAGGGAUGAGCUGAAACUCAGGAUGGGUUCUCAGUGG
Dama dama (fallow deer) is the source of this 1298-nucleotide messenger RNA. It is a transcript of the gene WDR55, whose product is annotated as WD repeat domain 55. The coding region runs from base 114 to 1262 and encodes 382 amino acids. The transcript has 7 exons. Gene Ontology annotation, molecular function: protein binding. The record is from RefSeq and is a predicted model, not a curated record. Lineage: Eukaryota; Metazoa; Chordata; Mammalia; Artiodactyla; Cervidae.